This is a messenger RNA of Anguilla rostrata (American eel), 1544 nucleotides long. RefSeq names its product 2,4-dienoyl CoA reductase 1, mitochondrial (gene decr1). NCBI's taxonomy places the organism in Eukaryota, Metazoa, Chordata, Actinopteri, Anguilliformes, Anguillidae. The record is from RefSeq and is a predicted model, not a curated record. The coding region runs from base 83 to 1177 and encodes 364 amino acids. Gene Ontology annotation, biological process: fatty acid beta-oxidation. Gene Ontology annotation, cellular component: mitochondrion. Gene Ontology annotation, molecular function: 2,4-dienoyl-CoA reductase (NADPH) activity. The transcript is spliced from 9 exons.
AACACAUCAGCGUUUAAAUAAGUCGGUGAAAGGCAUACACCGUAUAAAAAUAGGUGAAAGGGCAAUCCCAGUUUUUCAAAACAUGGCGUCGACUGUAAUGAGAAGGGUUUCAGCAUUUAAAGGUGAUCUGACCAUGCCAUUAGGCUGUCUGCAUCGAAGGUUUAUAAGCUGUGGACCAAAGGUUUUGUUGCAAUCCAACCUUCCUCAAGCUGGAUUUUUCCCGCCCAAUGAAGGGGUGAUGUUGCUACCUGGUUCGUUCAAAAACAAAGUUGCCUUCAUAACCGGGGGUGGCACAGGUCUGGGGAAAGGAAUGACCACCACUCUUUCUACUCUGGGUGCCAAAUGCGUCAUUGCAAGCAGAAAAUUGGAUGUUUUAAAACAGACUGCAGAUGAAAUAUCAACCCAAACAGGAAAUGAGGUUUAUGCCGUGCAGUGUGACGUGAGGGACCCGUCAUCAGUGAAGGCAUGCGUCGAUGAGCUCGUCAAUGUUGCGGGCCUGCCCGAUGUUGUGAUCAACAACGCCGCUGGAAACUUCAUCUCCCCCACCGAGAAGCUGUCCGCCAAUGCCUGGAAAACCAUAACUGACAUUGUUCUCAACGGCACUGCCUACGUGACCCUGGAGGUUGGCAAACGGCUGAUCAAAGCAGAGAAAGGAGCAGCAUUCUUGGCCAUAACCACGAUCUAUGCGGAAACCGGCACAGGUUUUCUGGUGCCCAGCGCCUCGGCUAAAGCAGGAGUGGAGGCACUCUGCAAGUCCCUAGCAGCUGAGUGGGGGAGGUACGGCAUGCGAUUCAACAUCAUUCAACCAGGCCCAAUAAAGACUAAGGGCGCCUUCAGUCGGCUGGACCCGAUGGGCACGUUUGAGAAGUCUCUGAUGGGCCGGAUACCGACGGGGCGCCUGGGCACCCCCGGGGAAAUCGCCAACCUGGCGGCCUACCUCUGCAGCGACUACGCGUCCUGGGUCUCGGGAGCGACCAUUAGAAUGGAUGGUGGGGAGUACGUCUCAAUAGCUGGCGAGUUCAACGUCCUGAGAGAGGUAAUGGCCCCGUUUGAAACGACCACACUUAAUGUGUUCUGCUUUUUAAAUGGCUUAAUUGUGCGUGUUCCUUCCAUGCAGGUCACAAACGAGCAGUGGACUGUGAUGGAAUCUAUGAUCAGGAAGACUAAGGGAUCCUAACGUCUGCCACAGGCAUUUGGCUGAAGGAAUGAUCUGUGCUGUAUGAAAGUUGAAACUUUUAUGUAGCCUGAAACUGUAGGCUGUAGUCGCCCCCCCCCCCCUCCUUAUGAAAUGUGAACCUGUUUGAACAUGCAGAUGCAGUGAUGUAAAAUAGCAGUGGAUUAAAAAACUGAGACAUUGUUUCACAUGACAGGCUGUCUUCACUGCAUAAAAAUUACACUACAAUGUUUUAAAGACCUUAACAGUCCUUAAACCCUCUUGUAAUGUUACUCAGGAUUACACUGAUGGCAAUGAUGAGUUGCUGGAUGUCGGCUGUCAUGUGGGGAUUAACCUGUGGGAAUACAGAUUUUCUUUUAAAAUAUCCAUA